Marchantia polymorpha subsp. ruderalis is the source of this 2282-nucleotide messenger RNA. Lineage: Eukaryota; Viridiplantae; Streptophyta; Marchantiopsida; Marchantiales; Marchantiaceae. The record is from the annotation of a GenBank genome assembly.
GUGUAUCUGAGGAGGAGGUGGGAAAAUGUGCGACCGACCGAAAGUUCCGCCCAUACCUGAACAGUGCCACUGUCUCAAAGCUGAUGGAGCCUUAGACAGCCGUCUCGAGAUGUAGAGAGAUAAUGUCUCGUCUCGUCUCGUCUGGUGUGUCCAAUCCUGCUCUCUCUUGCAUGAGCUGAACGAACACUCGCAAUGUAUGUGAGCAGUGCCAUUAAGGGAAAAGCGCAAUGGCCGUGACAGGCCGGCUGCUCACUUACCCCGCCCUCCCCCCUCAAGCCAAGUGGAUGCCAUUUCCAUGAACCUAAGUAACGGACUUUAGUAGUGACCAGUCCUGAGAUCUCUCUCUCCCUCACUCACUACAGUUGUACGUACUCUUUCCAAUCCCUCUAUUUCUCUCUCUAACAAAUCUGUCCAUCCACAGCCGGCGAGCCAGCGAGCCAGAUUGUAAGCGGGAAAAAUACAUCGAGUACUUCAUUCGUCCUUCCUUCCGUCUCGCUUACAGCUCUGAGCUGUGUCGAGAGAAUACGAAACCCAGUAGCCUAGAGCAGGAGGACUACGUAAGCUUCGGCUGGCUGGGGUAGAAUCAGAGUGCAACGUCGUCUACAGGCCUGAAAGGUGGAACCUGAAGGACGAGAGCAUACACUUGGAGCGUAGGAAGUGGCACUGCGUCGGACUUGGAAGGGAGGUCGCGUAGUGAAGACACAGUUGCAAAAGCGAUCCACGUAAUCGUGAAGGACCUUGAAUCUGGCGAGAUUUCUUGACUUUUUCUCUGGCAAGGGAAGGAGGUGGAUGUAUGUACAGUGGUCCCAUCACAGCCAACCACCCACUCAGUCACAUGAAUAUACGAGUGGGGGGGACCUCAUGAUGGGCACGAGAGGAGAGUACUUUCUUUCGGCCAUGGACGACUCCUUGAAUCCAAACUGUUCUGCUGGACAGUGGACAAAUUCAAGAGUGUCACUUCAUCUGUCAAUCGCAUGAACUGUCCAAACAUGUGACUUCAGUACUAGACACAACAUUGUGUCACUGCAUAUGGCAUGGCUUGUCACGGGGCUGCCUAUCCAGGUUGGUCUGCCUCCUCGUAGUAUGCAGCGGAUGGCAUGGCAUGGCUUGCGACGGCAGCUAUCCAGCUACAUAGGUAGCCUCUUCCAGGGGCAGCCCAGGCAGCAGACUCAGGGACUUUUAACGACAACUGUAGACAUGACGAAAACGGUUGGGUGUUUUGAAGCAGAUCAGAAUUAAACCCCUCUACAUCAUCAAUGAUCCAGCCGACACUAGAUUCAGCUGCAGUGAGCUCUGCCCUAUGACAGUGGGCUCAUAGCAAUGCCUCCCUCAUGGACUCCGAGCCUUGAUGCACGCAUUUCUGCCCUUUUCAUCUAGAUAGCGCUACCGCUACCGCGAUGCUCUAUGUGGCUCCACAUUAGCCUGAUCUGAGACGAUGACGACUUCGAUACCCUUGGACAUGACAUCAAGCUGCUUUGAAUUUAUCGUUGACAGGUGCUGGUGGCUUCAGUAAAUUUAUCGUUGCCGAGAUGUAUCUCUGGUGCUGAUGCUCGAAGUGUAUCCCAGUGUUUCACCUUUCGACAACAAUGGAUCUUGGGUGCCUGAAAUUCUAUGUUGUUCAGAUACAGAACCAAGUUGCUCGCUAGUUCGAUGCCUGACCAGCCGGAGUCCGAGUGCCAGAUCCCCAACCAUAGCAACCUUCCUUCCCAUGGCGAAAAUUGGUAUUGAUUUCGAUCGGCUGGUCGCGGAAGACUUAAGCACUAGUAGUCCGAAUCAGAUUGACCGGUUUGCUGUUAAGAACCUCUAAUUGGACUUUCUUCGACUAAUCAAUAAGGAUUUGCGCAAAGUGGGCUCAAAUUAGGACGUGAAAAGGAGCACUUGUCGGCUGUCUCGUUGCGUAAUAUGAGCGUGGCUCAUCUGUGGCGAAAUUCGAAAGUCUAAUGCUUUCGUAGGUAGAGGUUGUAUAGUCCAAAUUUCAGAGAUUUCCAGUGAACAUGUGAACUUGACGUGAACGAGUGAAGAUUAGAUUCGGAAAUCUCAGAAGGCUGAAACGCUAGCCGAUAUCAAACCAAACCCUUCAUUCUCUUCUCCUCAUUGGAUCAGACACGAACACUCUGAGCCCGCUUGAGAUUGGCUUUUAGGGGCUCGAGAUGGAAAGGAAGCACACUGUGGUCAGAAGAUGCAGAAGCUCGGAGUUUUCGAUGAUGUCAUGUAAAAAUUGAUGGACUAGAACUAAUCACCAUACUUUGACCAUUCUCGACGAAUUCCCUUUCUGAAUGCGU